This is a messenger RNA of Cucumis melo (muskmelon), 1188 nucleotides long. RefSeq lists its product as uncharacterized. Gene Ontology annotation, molecular function: RNA polymerase II CTD heptapeptide repeat phosphatase activity. Lineage: Eukaryota; Viridiplantae; Streptophyta; Magnoliopsida; Cucurbitales; Cucurbitaceae. The transcript is spliced from 4 exons. The record is from RefSeq and is a predicted model, not a curated record. Gene Ontology annotation, biological process: termination of RNA polymerase II transcription. Bases 319 to 900 code for a protein of 193 amino acids. Gene Ontology annotation, cellular component: nucleus; mRNA cleavage and polyadenylation specificity factor complex.
UCGUCAUAACUCAAGGCCAUAAUUUAUAACAAAUUUCUAAUUGUAUUGACAACAAUUCACAUUUCCAACUCCUAUAUUAAAAAAUUCAGGAUUUCAAAUGUAAGCACGAAUUCUUGAUCUCAUAUCAAAGAGUUUUCUGAGAUCAUUUUCGCAGGACCUACAACCGGCUCAAUGAUAAAAAUGAGAUAACUUUCUUGCCCAAAUUAAUAUUUGGCAUUUACCUUAGUUUCCCUUGCUAGUAGCGUAGCCGAGUGUUCCAAAUUGACUUGAUCUUGGUGGCUACUCCCCUGUUUCUCGUAGCAACAUCGGAAAUUCACCAUGAAGUAUCGUUAUGCAAUGGUUUGCUCAUCCAACCAGAAUCGAAGCAUGGAGGCUCACUCUAUCCUUAAAAGCAAGGGCUUCAACGUUUCAUCCUAUGGAACUGGGGCUCACGUGAAGCUUCCUGGACCUUCUCUCCGAGAACCCAAUGUAUACGAUUUCGGUACCCCCUACAAACACAUGUUCGAUGAUCUACGUCGAAAGGAUCCUGAACUAUACAAGCGUAACGGCAUUCUGCCCAUGCUUAAAAGAAAUGCAGCUGUCAAAACUGCUCCUCAACGUUGGCAAGAUAAUGCAGCAGAUGGUUCCUUUGACGUGGUAUUUACUUUUGAAGAGAAGGUCUUUGAUAUGGUUAUUGAAGAUUUGAACACCCGUGAUCAUGCACUGAUGAAAACGGUACUGAUUGUUAAUUUGGAGGUAAAAGAUAACCAUGAGGAGGCAGCCAUAGGAGCACGACUUACUUUUGAUCUUUGCCAGGAGAUUGAACGGACUGAAUCAUGGGAAGAUUCAAUAGAUGACAUCGUGAUUACCUUCGAAAAACAGCUGAGAAGAAAACUGUUGUAUAGCAUUUCCUUUUACUGAGGACAAUAUCCGGGAGUACAUGGAGUCUGCGUACAUCGAAUCUUCGGCAUUCAAGUGUGACUUUAUGAAAAUUUUGAGUGAACAAGUCUAUUCUUAGUGCUUUUAUAUUAACAUGAUAAUACAAAGAUUUGACUUUCAACUUGAGAGAGGAUAAAGGGUAAUUACUACGUAGUUAUAUUCAAUAAUUUCGUUCUGCGUAUUUUGAGCGGAAAAUUGAUAUUUUGGGGGGAAAAUAUAUUUAGUAAAUUUUUGGAAAAUUUUGAGUGAAAAAGUAUAUUUUUAGAACAA